AUGGCCAAGAAGUUCGUGCCCCGGCAGAGGAAGCACAAGGUCCUCGCCCGGCAAAAGGCACAGCACGAGUCCACCUCUACCGCUGAGGACGGAGCGACGCUCGAUCCGCAUGCCGCUGCGGCCGCCGAAAAGCAGCCUGGCGACAGCAAUGCGCUGGAGGUCCUCCCGGAGGUGCAAAAGGCCGCGCAGGAGGCCCGGCGGGCCCAGCUGAGACAGCAGCUCCAGGGCGACGCCAAGAUCAGCAGCAAGAAGGCCAAGAGGCUCGAAAAGUACAUCGACACGAAGCUCAAGAAGGACGAGAACCGCGUGCUCCUCGCAAAGCUCGCCGACCAGAAGAUCGAUACUAGCCUGUACGCCAGCAGCAGGAGCCUGGGACAGACCAAGGAGACGAAGCGCCAGGCUCUCAGCCGGGCGUUGCGGGAGCGCCAGGCAGGCAUCGCAGGCGAAGGGAAUGACGAGCUGCUCUUCGAGACUCGUGAUGAGGCUCCGUCCGACUUGUCCGAGGAGGAGGAGCAAGGGGACGAACUUCAGGGCACCGUGACAUUGAAGAACAAUAAACCGGUGGUAUCGCAACAAACCAAGGCCCCAGGAGCUGAGAAAGCUACGGUCGAAGAGCCCCAAGCAGACCCGUCUGUGGCAACGGCACCAUCACUAGGAUCUGGCCUGAAGCGGCCCCUAGACCUAGACGAUGAAGGUCGGCCGGUACUUCAGAAGCGUCAGAAGAGAGGCGGCGUCAAGUCAAAGGUGUCCUUGCGAUCCCAACCCACACCGCCCCAGUCAGCUUCUGAGUCCGAGGAGGAAGAGUGGGGUGGCUUCAGCUCCGCUGAAGAAGAAGAGGAUGUGGAUAUGUCAGAACAUAGCGGCUCAGACGAUGCCUCGGAUGCUGAGGCUGGCUCAUCCGCCGAGGGGGACACAUCUAGUGAAGAAGACGACUCAUCUGGUGAAGAUGAUGACGAAGACGAAGACGAGGACGAGGCCCCAGACACAAAACAACGAUCGUCCGCAUUCAAGGCGUGGGCGCAUGAGCAGCGCAACGAAGCGCUCGGCUACCAACCUGUAGAGAACGGCGCUGGUGUGCUAGAUAUUCCGGUGCCGAAAGACUUCAAGCCGCGACCAAUCGAGCAGGACCCCCUACCACAAGAACUUUUGCCAACUCAGAACACUGCGAGAAAGGCAUACAGCGUCCCUGUCGUGAGAACGCCGGAGAUUCAAGCUGCGCGCCUCGAGCUUCCCGUGGUCGGCGAGGAACAGAAGCUCAUGGAAGCGAUUCACAACAACAAUGUCGUCGUCGUGUGUGGUGCGACCGGUUCUGGCAAGACGACACAAGUGCCGCAGUUUCUGUUCGAAGCUGGAUAUGGAUCUCCAAACUCCCCUACACCCGGUCUGAUUGGUGUCACUCAGCCCAGGAAAGUCGCCGCGGUCAGUAUGUCCAAACGUGUUGGACAGGAACUCGGAGACAGAUCCGAUACUGUCGCUUACCAGAUCCGUUUCGAGGGAACGACGGACGACAAGACCGCCAUCAAGUUCAUGACAGAUGGUGUCUUGCUCAGGGAAGUGGCGAGCGACAUCUCGCUCAUCAAGUACUCAGCCAUCAUCAUCGACGAAGCCCACGAACGGAGCGUUAACACGGAUAUCCUCAUUGGCAUGUUGAGCAGGGUUGUAAAGUUAAGAGAGGAGAUGGCGGAAGAGAACCCCAAGAUCAGCCCCCUCAAGCUCAUCGUCAUGUCUGCCACCUUCAGGGUAGACGAUGUUACGAAAAACCCCAUGUUGUUCCAAACUCCACCUCCGAUAUUGAACGUGGAAGGCAGGCAGCAUCCUGUCACUGUCCACUUCGCACGCCAGACGAAGCACGACUACGUGGAGGAGGCUUUCAGGAAGAUCACAAGGGGACACCAGAAGCUUCCCCCGGGAGGUUUCCUUGUGUUCCUGACUGGCCACGACGAGAUUGUGAGACUGAGCAAGAAGCUGAAGCAAGCAUCCGGCGGACUCAAUCCAGUGGCAUAUCCGAAGGUCCGUAUCUCUGCGACGGAGGCGCCGCUCGAGGUAGAAGACAUUGAUUUCGGCGAGGUCAACGACUUCACCGGCGCGGAUGACGAUGGCGUUCCGUUCGACUCUGAUGCAGAGGAUGAGGACGAAGACGACGGCAUGUUUGACAUUCCAGACGAGACCAGUGGUGGUCCUCUCAAGAUGCACAUCCUGCCUCUAUACUCGUUACUCCCGACACGAGAGCAAAUGAGGGUGUUUGAGGAGCCACCAGAGGGUAGUCGGCAGAUCAUUCUCGCCACAAACGUUGCGGAGACGAGUUUGACAAUACCCGGCAUACGCUACGUCUUUGACUGUGGCAGGGCCAAAGAGCGCAAGUACAACCGGGACAAUGGAGUGCAAAGCUACGAGAUUGGCUGGAUCAGCAAAGCCAGCGCCAACCAACGGUCUGGUCGUGCUGGUCGUACAGGACCUGGUCACUGCUACAGACUGUACUCAUCCGCAGUCUACGAGCGUGACUUUGCGCCCUUUGCCGAGCCAGAACUCUUGCGCAUGCCCAUUGAGGGUGUUGUGCUCCAGCUGAAGGCCAUGCGCCUCCAGCACGUCGUAAACUUCCCGUUCCCGACUCCACCGGACCGCCACAGCAUUGCGAAAGCCGAGCAAUUACUACAAUACCUGUCUGCGAUCACAGAUACCGGAAGUGUAACACAGAUUGGCACGACCAUGUCCAAGUUCCCGCUGCCACCGCGCUUCGCGCGGAUACUGCUGAUCGGGCACUUGCACGACUGUCUGCCUUACACUGUUGCGCUUGUUGCUGGCCUUUCCGUGGCAGAGGUCUUCAUCCCGGAAAGCCAGGCCAUUCCAGCUAUCGCGCAAACCGAGGAUCGCCUGCGCACAAAUGAGGACAUUGCGGCAGAGAACCGCCAAAGCCUUGCCCGCAAGAAGUUCAAUGAAGUACACCGCAACUUCAAGUCGCUGGACGACGCAUCAGAUGCUAUCAAGCUUCUCCAGGUUGUCGGCGAGUUUGCGCACGAUCCGACCGAGCAGUGGUGCGAGGACCACUUUGUGCGGUUCAAAUCGCUCCAGGAGACGCAGAAACUUCGCAAGCAAAUCACCAGCCUCUUGCAAAAGGACAUCCCCGCAUUCGCAAACCUCACCUACAGGGACAAGCUCGACCGGCCGUCCUCCAAGCAGAUCACGGCGCUCAAGCAGAUGGUCGCGGCGGGCUUCAUAGACCAGGUCGCGAUCCGCGCCGACCUGGCGCCCGUGCCGCCCGAGGUCCACCGCAAGCCGAAGCGCGCCAUCGAUGUCCCCUACCUGCCCCUGAAGCCGCUCGAGGGCAGCUCCCGCAGCGACGACAUUGUCGACAAGGCCGUCUUCAUCCACCCGUCCUCGUGCCUCGCGCACCAGAGCCUGCAGGAGCUCCCGGACUACAUCAUCUACUCGAACCUGCAGCGCGCGGCGCCGUCGCCGGAGAUGCUCAAGAAGCCCAAGACGCGCAUGAUUGCGCUGACGGACAUUACGGGCGCGCAGCUCGCGGCGCUGGCCAAGGGCACGCCGCUCAUCGAGUACGGCAAGCCGAUCAAGGAGGUCAAGGUGGAGCCUGGGCAGACGACGCGCGAGUGCUGGGUCGUGCCGUACCUGCGGUCGGAGAGCGCGGGCGGCGGUAUGGGCUGGCCGUUGCCGGCGAGGAAAGUCAGGCAGAAGAAGGUCCCUGGGAAGGGUUGGGUUGUGGAGUAG
Microdochium trichocladiopsis is the source of this 3723-nucleotide messenger RNA. Its product is annotated as P-loop containing nucleoside triphosphate hydrolase protein. NCBI's taxonomy places the organism in Eukaryota, Fungi, Ascomycota, Sordariomycetes, Xylariales, Microdochiaceae. Gene Ontology annotation, molecular function: RNA binding; ATP binding. Gene Ontology annotation, biological process: maturation of SSU-rRNA from tricistronic rRNA transcript (SSU-rRNA, 5.8S rRNA, LSU-rRNA). Bases 1 to 3723 code for a protein of 1240 amino acids. The transcript has 2 exons. Gene Ontology annotation, cellular component: intracellular anatomical structure; nucleolus. The record is from RefSeq and is a predicted model, not a curated record.